Molecule: messenger RNA, 915 nt
Organism: Lotus japonicus
Lineage: Eukaryota; Viridiplantae; Streptophyta; Magnoliopsida; Fabales; Fabaceae
Product: protein PAM68, chloroplastic
Exons: 2
Coding region: 175-786 (203 amino acids)
Source: RefSeq, a predicted model, not a curated record
AGCAGGCAAAAUUCGGAAGUGGCUGAAUAUCUAUCUAAUUCUCACAACCUUAUCCUAACUUGUUCCUUUCUCUUUUCUGUGUUUCUACUUGACUUUCUAUUUUCUACUCAAAACUCAAACACCAUGUGUGGUUCUGCUGAUCCACCUAUGUAAUCUUCAACCAUCAUCAACACCAUGGCUGCAACUGCCCCCACACCAUUUCUUCACACGCAAGUUAGGAACAAUAACAUCUUGACACUCACAAAGAUCAAUUAUGUCAGUGGAAAUGUGAAUUCUCAAUUUCAUCAUCACAUUCACUUCUCACACCUAGCACUUGUAAGAGCAACCAGGGGCCCCAAGGGGUUUGGGCCUGCCCCAAACAAAAGGAAGAAACCCAAGAAGCAGCUGAGAAAAGACAAAGAAGAAGAAGAUGAUGAUGAUGAUGAAGAAGAAGAAGAAGAAGAAGAUGAAGAAGAAGAGAGGGAGAAGGGAGUGAUUCCUGAAGUGGUGACAAACAGGAUGAUGAGCAGGAUGGCAUUCUCAGUGGGGAUACCAUUAGGUAUUGGGCUUUUGUUUUUUCCAUUCUUUUACUAUCUCAAGGUUGGGUUGAAAAUUGAUGUGCCCACUUGGGUGCCCUUCAUUGUGUCCUUCAUCUUCUAUGGGUCUGCUUUGUUGGGGGUGAGUUAUGGGAUUGUGUCCACUAGUUGGGAUCCAUUGAGGGAAGGGUCCCUUUUGGGCUGGAAUGAGGCCCAGAAGAAUUGGCCUGUUUUUUGGCAAUCCCUUCGGGGUGAAUCUCGCAAGGAAUAGCCUAUAGACUUUAGCUUAUAUAUAAUUUAUUUUUGACCAUGACAUUGGCUUGAUAAUGUAGCUUUCAUCUUAAACUAGUUUGAGCGUGUUUCUUUCUCCAUUUAUAUCAACAUAAGAAAUAAUUUUACA